Saccostrea echinata is the source of this 2006-nucleotide messenger RNA. RefSeq names its product multiple epidermal growth factor-like domains protein 10. Gene Ontology annotation, cellular component: membrane. The record is from RefSeq and is a predicted model, not a curated record. The coding region runs from base 96 to 2006 and encodes 636 amino acids. The transcript is spliced from 14 exons. NCBI's taxonomy places the organism in Eukaryota, Metazoa, Mollusca, Bivalvia, Ostreida, Ostreidae.
CUUCUAUAGCAAAUUUAACUGGGACUCAGCAAAACUGGACAACCAAAAAUAUACAGAUAAAUGGAGGAAAAUCUCUACAUCAAAUAAAGAUAAAAAUGGAAGAGAAGACUGCUAUCGACAGAAUUAUUCUUACAGGGUCCAGUUGUGUUUGUUCAGACUGGACAUUUGGUCGAAACUGUGUCAAAUGUGCCUGUGUCCGAAUGCACACACAAACCUGUGAUAAAACCACUGGGGCUUGUCACUGUAAAGCAGGAUAUACCGGAACUGCUUGUCAGUGCAAUGAUGAUGGAAAACCUUGCCUCCAUAAUGUUAGAUUGGUGAAUGGAAACUCAACAAAAAUGGGCAGAGUAGAAGUGGUCACUGAAGGUAUAUGGUCCACAGUCUGUGCCGAGAACUGGGAUAAUAGUGAUGCAACAGUAGUCUGCAAGCAACUGGGACUCGGAAAUUAUGGCAUUGCAAAGACAAACGCUGCAUUUGGAAAAGGAAUUGGACCCAUUUCUGUCAACAACGUUGCUUGUAAAGGAAAUGAGAUCAAUUUGUUAGAUUGUCCAUUCACUCGAACUUCAUGUGACCACACUGAUGAUGCAGGGGUAGUAUGUGCCAAUACAUCGAGUAUAAUCCGAUUGCGAGAUGGUACUAACAGGACAAAUGGUCGUCUAGAGAUCAAACUUGAUGAAAAUGAUUCCUGGGGUACGGUUUGUGACGACAUGUUUGGAAAAGCGGAUGCAAGAGUAGCAUGUCGACAGUUAGGUCUACCCACGAGAAAUGUUCAGGCAAAAACAUCUCCUUACCGUGGACAAGGAUCAAUUCCGAUUCUUUUAAACAAUGUUCAGUGCGACGGUGCUGAAGCCGCCAUUCAAUCGUGCACUGGAACAAAAUAUCCCUCUGACUGUGAUCAUAGUGAAGACGCUGGCAUUUCUUGCUCAGAUGACUGUCCGCCAUUUACAUAUGGAAAAGAAUGUGAAAACAGUUGUAAUUGCAACCGUAGCAAUUCCUUGUCAUGUGACAAAGACACUGGGGAGUGCGAGUGUAAGAAUGGAUGGUCAGAUGCCCGUUGCACGUGCGGACUACAAACGAAAUGUGACGAAAACUCGCACUGUGUUGGGUUUAAUUGUCUCUGUAAUGAUGGUUUUUUCACGAAACCAUCCAACUGCUCAGAUGUUACGGAUGUUUUGUACUCCUGUUCUUUUGAAACAGAUUUUGAUGCUUGCUUCAUAAAAAAUUAUGGCGAAAUGAAAUGGAGGAAAGGCAUCGAUCGAACACGUAGUAGUAACACGGGCCCAUACUCGGCGCGAGAGGGUAAACACUAUGUGUAUACAGAGGCGAACCUGCAAUCCACCGGCGAUAAAGGAAUAAUGGAAAUUCCAGUUUCAAACCUAAAUAUUACCACACAUGCCUGCUUCCAAUUUUACUUUCACAUGAGAGGGGAUGAUAUGGGUGAUUUGAAUAUAACGGUGCAGGACACAAAUUUUUCAGAAAUUACUAGAUGGUCAAAGUCGGGACAUUAUGGUUCCCGCUGGGACAAAGGCCAUGUUUCUUUCCCAUCCACUGCAGCUGUGAUAAAUAUAACUGGAAUAAGAGGUGACGGCCAUAAUUCAGAUUUAGCACUGGACGACUUCAAAAUCUUUCAAGGACAUUGUGACUGCAAUGAAUGGAAAUAUGGAUUGAUGUGUGAAGAAUCAUGUGAUUGCAUAAGAAGAACAUCUGAAGGGUGUAAUAGUCAGACCGGAAGCUGUAUUUGCCAGUCAGGAUGGAGUGGGAAAACGUGUAAUUGUAGGAGAUCACCAGACAACUGUAACCCUGAAUACUCUUAUUGCAAUGGAGACAUGUGUUUAUGUAAAGAUGGCGUGUACGCUAACGGUGUUAAUUGCUCUGGUAUCGACGACAUCAUAUAUUUCUGUACAUUUGCUAUGGCAGACAGUGUCAGUCGAUGCAACAUUGAAUUUUCGUCUAUGCUUUGGGAGAAUAAAAAGGUGGAGUCAUAUGCUUUUGCUAAUAAUAGUUAA